CAAUGCGUUUGUCAAAAUGGAUUUAUGUAUGCACUUGAAGUACGCGUACAGGAGAGGAAGAAUUUUGGAUGCAUUGAUAACGACGAAUGUGCCCUAGUACCUCAUCUUUGUAGUCAGCAUCAAGGAACUGGAAAAUGUGUGAAUACUCCUGGUUCCUACUAUUGUAACUGCUCCAGUGGAUUUUCGGCUACUCCCGCGCAAAAUGGCACGUUAUGCAAAGCGGCGUCACAACUUCCAAUCCAAUUGAGCACAAAAUAUCCGUUGAACACCACCAUAGCCACAGCAACAUCUGCAACAUCUCACGUAAUGACGCAAAUGACGAUUUCGUCAUCAGGAAAAGUGCAGAACGGCAAGGCGGUUCUUGUGGCUCUGUCAACUAUUUGUGUAACCCUGAUAGGUUUGUUGGUGGCGCUGCUCCUCCGGAAGAGAGAGAAAAUAUUGAAACUACUUAGACGCAGCUUAACCGCUCGACGGGCCACGACAGCUGGGGAUGGACCUGUUGAUACGUUUCAGGCAGACCGUGCAGAGGUGGAGAUGCCGUCCCCGCAGCGCAAUCACACGCACCGCACAUCCACAGGGAGAGGAGACCAACAAGCUAGAGCUGCCAUUGAGAUUGACCGAAGUGAUUACCAUGAGUAUGACCUUGCCAUGAGCUCAAGCACUGGAUCUGUUCCCCCUACAGAGAUGCCCUCACAGGCCCCGAAUCGAAUUGAAAAUGACUACAUACUCGAAGGAUUGCCAAACGAAUACGCUAGUGUUCCUGACCAAAUGGAGCAGAAUGUAGAGUAUGCCUAUGCCAUUGCCACUGCUCCAGACAGGAAAUGUGAUGAUCACACGGGUAGAUGUGCGGGCGCUGUAUCAAUCGGCAUAGUGGAGAGUACAGAUGGUUAUGGCUACGCUUUAGCCACGGCUCGCACUUCCAUGCACAAGAUCAGGACCACACCAUGCAGCUCGGGAUCCAUAUCUGAUCAGAUGCAAGUGGCUAACACCCCAGCUGCAGAUCGAAGACCAAUGGCGACUAGAAAAGAUUCCAAACCUAACUACUUACCUGGAGCGGAUAGACCUCCUGUCAAUAAUGCUCUCCUUGGCAUACCACCUCCACUGUCCGAUGAGUCCUAUCGCGUGACAGGUUCGGAGCAGAGCGGAAGCAGGUUUUCUAAGGCGAGAGAAAAGGCACCAGGGACUCCAUCAGACUAUCUUUCUCCCUCCGACUGUCUGUUACCCUAGCUAUUCAACGAAGUAUAACCAAGUGAGAAUUCAAGUCGGCAGGAAAACCGCGAGCUCCCCUGUAGGGAGCAACACACUCUUCCCCAACUAUCGCCGAUAUCGUACCAACAUCUUCUUCACAUUAUAACCAACGUUUAGCACAUCUUCCAGCCUUUCAAUACUAUUUUCUCGCGACCAAUUACUUUCCUUUCACUUUAAUUUAGCACUCAGCGACCGAACUCGCAUUACAGGAAACACAUAAGGCAACAAGGGAAGCAGAAACGAACAGGAUUCAUGAGUGUGCAUGCGUUCUUGUAUGUGUGAACCAGUAUGUGUGAGUGAGCUGUGUGCCUAGAGCCAUGAGCACUGUUUCUACAACUGCUCCAUCACUUCAAAGUUAAUAAUAUUAUGCAUAGCUCUAUGAACGGAUAGUAGGUUUCCUGUGAAGGUCGGUAAGACGUACGGUGCAUUUUGACCCUUCCAGACACUUAAAACUACCAAGUAGUGCUUUCCAAGACUUUGAAGACUUCAUAUUUUCCACCUGAUUUCUUGUCUUUAUCUUUGAUCUCAGCUACUGCAUACAACCCGCUCGAAUCGAGCGUAAAUACAUGUAUGU
Messenger RNA from Sycon ciliatum, 1822 nucleotides. RefSeq lists its product as uncharacterized. NCBI's taxonomy places the organism in Eukaryota, Metazoa, Porifera, Calcarea, Leucosolenida, Sycettidae. The record is from RefSeq and is a predicted model, not a curated record. Bases 25 to 1227 code for a protein of 400 amino acids. The transcript has 2 exons. Gene Ontology annotation, molecular function: calcium ion binding.